This is a messenger RNA of Chiloscyllium plagiosum (whitespotted bambooshark), 3053 nucleotides long. RefSeq names its product adiponectin-like. The record is from RefSeq and is a predicted model, not a curated record. Lineage: Eukaryota; Metazoa; Chordata; Chondrichthyes; Orectolobiformes; Hemiscylliidae. Gene Ontology annotation, molecular function: protein binding.
GACCAGAAACUGAACUGGGCUAGCCAUAUAAAUACUGUGGCCACAAGAGGAGGUAACAGGCUAAGUAUCCUGGUGGCUAAGUAUCCUGCAAUCACCUCCUGACUGCACAAAGCCUGUCCAAGAUACAAAUCAUGAAUGUGGUGGAGUAGUUCCAAUUUUCCUGGUCAAGUACAGCUCCACCAACAUUCAAAAAGUUUAAGACCAUCCAGGUCAAAGCAGCCUGCUUGAUUGGCACCACAUUGACAAACAUUCACUCCCUCCACCGCUGAUGCACAUUAGUAGCAGUGUACACCUCAGAAAUUCACCAAACUUCCUUUGACGGCAUCCUACCAUUUGAAAGGACAAGGCCAGCAGGUACAUGGAAACACCAUCACCUACAAGUUCAUUUCUGAGGCACUCACUCAUCAUAUCCCUUCAGUGUUGCUGGUUCAAAUCCCAGAACUUCCUCCCUAAAGGCAUUAUGGUUCUACCUACACCAGAUGGACUGCAGUGGUUCAGAAGGCAAUUUUGCCCCCACACCUUCUGGAUGAGCAAUAAAUACUGGCUCAGCCAGAGACACCAACCUCCCCAAAUUAAUUUUUUAAAUGCUCUGACUGAUUAUUUUGUAAUUUUCUAAAUGUCCUGUUAUUACCUCCUUAAUGAUAGAUUCCAACAAAUAACAGUUGUUAGGCAAACUGGCCACACAGUCCCUGCUCUUUGAUUCAGUACUUUCCUGAAUAAAAGAGUUGAAUUAUUUCUAAAGCUUCCAAUAUUUUCUCAAGAAAUGAUCACCUUUCAAAUGUGAGUUCUGAUACUGUCUCUGCCUCUGCAUUGAGCAAACCUUCACCCUCUCCCCUUACCCUCUCUCUUCUGUCCUUGCUAAUAACAGGAAAUAGAUACCUUCCAAUCACAAUACAUAAUAUGAACCAAUCUACAAAAAUAUGUCUACAAAAAACAAACUUUUUAAGAAUUUGAACAGAGCUGAAAUCACUCUUUAUAAAUAAGCCAUGCUUCUGUUCCGCAGAGAGUUCCUAUUUUUAUUUCUCAGCUGUAGAACCUCCAUCUCUGAGCUGGUUCGACCUUAUGUGGUAGAUAUAAAUAUAAUUUUAAGAUCUCAUAUCUAAAUAUAGUGGUGUAAUGUGUCAGGCACUGUAACAACCAAUAAUGGUAAAAGGUUGGGUUUAUUAGUGAUGUUCUUGCUCCAAAAACCUUAACAUUCACAAGUAUUAAACUUGAAGUACAAUCAAAAUAUUCACAGCAAUACAUUAUUUUCUAUAAUGCUUUUAAAGUCAAAAGCUGCUGUGCAGUUGAUUUACAAAACAUUACUCGAGUGAACUUCAUUCUGUCCAAUUUGACAGCAAUUUGGAAAACAAGUUUUUAAGAGUAUUCUAGAUGAUGUAUUUUAAAUACUUUGCUAGCUUUCUCAGGCCUUCUGCCUAUUAAAAAAAGAGACACAAUUAAUAGUGAUCAAAUUAUCAGCUGCCAAAUAGGAUCUUAGUUCAGAGUGACAGACAAUUCCAUGUGGAGAAGCACUAGGGCAGCCAGAUCAUGUAACGUCAGCCUUGAAUGCAUUGCAAGGAGUCAACUCCGAGUGAAAGGAAAGGAAAGGACAACGUGAACUUACGGGUAACUUGGAUCAGAGCUUCAUCAUUCACAGUGAAAAUGUUAUUUAAACAACUCUUCUGGCUGGUGGCUUUGGUUGGGCUCGGGCACUUUGAUGAAACAACUGUGGAACCGGAUGACACCGAAGCUGAACUUAUCACUGAGACAAGCGAAGUUGAACCUAUCACUGAAAUAAGCGAACCUGAAGCUCCAGAAACCACUCCACAAGAAUCGCCCAAAAUAAUUCAUGGCUGCCCAAACUGGAUGGCAGGAAUACCUGGCAGUCCUGGACAUAAUGGCUUUCCUGGUAAACCAGGCAGAGAUGGUCGUGAUGGUGCAAAAGGAGAAAAAGGGGAAACAGGAUUGCCAGGAGCAAAGGGUGAUGAAGGCCAGCCUGGGGAACCAGGUGUGGAUGGAGAACAGGGGCUUCCUGGCCUGCCAGGACACAAAGGAGAAAAGGGAGACAGUGGUUAUUAUUACCGCUCAGCAUUCAGUGUGGGACUGACCACAAGAAAUCCUGUCCCAAACAUCCCCAUCAAAUUCUCCAAAAUCUUUUACAAUGAUCAAAAACACUACAACGAAGAGACUGGCAAAUUCAGCUGUCCAUAUUCAGGGGUGUAUUUCUUUUCAUAUCACAUUACUGUUUAUACUAAGGAUGUCAAGGUUGGCCUGUACAAAAACAACAAGGUUAUAAUUUUUACUUAUGAUCAAUUUCAGAAUAAUAAUGUAGACCAAGCUGGAGGUUCUGUUGCAGUACAUUUGGAUGAGGGGGAUGAAGUGUGGUUACAAGUUUAUGGAGACAAUACAUUUAAUGGGAUUUAUGCUGACAACAAUAAUGAUUCCACGUUUACAGGAUUCCUUCUGUAUCCAGACUUGCAUUAAAUAACUUUUAUCACAACACUCUGAAUCCCAUAUCAGAACCUGUAAACACAUUAUGUUAGGUUUGUCACGAAUGAUGAUUUCUUCCAAUUACGAGCUGAUAACACUAACCAGAUAGCAAAUAGUAGUUAAACAAUUUGCUUGUUAUGGAUCAGUAAUCUCCAUAAUUAUGUUCUAUAAACAGUUUUCAUAUUUCCCUAUAAGAUUGUCAAUGAAUAACUGAAUAAAUCAGACAUUUAAAUAUGUGUUUUUUAAUCAGUCAAUUCUGUGCAUGAUGUUACAAACUGAGUUUUAGCUGUGUAUCAUUAGCACAGUAUAAGUGGUAACAUGAACUGUAAGGCAGUCACAUUUCAGGGAUUAUUACAUAUAUGUACAGUAAAGAUGGAAACUGCAGCUGUAUUUCAUCUAUUAAUAGACAUCGUUGUAAUGUUAACUAUGACUAAAAGACAUUAAAUAUUCAAGAUGGUCCUGUCUCACACUAUGAAUUUACCUCAGGAUUUCAUUUUAAUACUUACUGAAUUGGUCACGGUCAGUGAACAUUUUGAAGUUUUAUGAAAUAAUGAACUGUAAUAAAAAAUUGUGUUUGUGUUAUC